CCGGGAGCCCCCGCGGCCUCAGGAGGGAGAGGGCGGCCAUGGCGUUCUGCGGGCCGGGCGCCUACCUGACCCACCAGCAGAAGGUGUUGCGGCUUUACAAGCGGGCGCUGCGCCACCUGGAGUCGUACUGCGUGCACAGGACCCCGAGAUCAUGACCUGAAGUGAAGGCAGAUGCUUAACUGACUGAGCCACCCAAGCACCCCCAGAAUUAUCAGUCUUACAAAGAUGAAGGAAAUUGAGCUCCCAGAAUUCAGGGACAAAUACCGGUACUUUGCUUGUUUGAUGAGAGCCCGGUUUGAAGAACAUAAGAAUGAAAAGGACAUGGUGAAGGCCACCCAACUGCUGAGGGCGGCAGAGGAAGAAUUCUGGCACAAUCAGCAUCCUCAGCCUUACAUCUUCCCUGAGUCUCCAGGAGGCACCUCCUAUGAGAGGUACGAGUGUUACAAGGUUCCCGAGUGGUGCUUAGAUGACUGGCAUCCCUCCGAGAAGGCGAUGUAUCCUGAUUACUUUGCCAAGAGAGAGCAGUGGAAGAAGCUGCAGAGGGAAAGCUGGGAGCGGGAGGUGAAGCAGCUGCAGGAAGAAACCCCGCAUGGUGGUCCCACCACUGAAGCUUUGCCCCCAGCCCGAAAGGAAGGUGAUUUGCCUCCCCUGUGGUGGCACAUUGUGACCAGGCCCCGGGAGCGGCCCAUGUAGAGGAAGAGGAAGACACCGCACCAGCCAGCUUGCAAGUGAAAUAAGUUACAGAAUGUAACACACUUGCCCUAAUAAAAAUAACUCAA
Messenger RNA from Canis lupus familiaris (dog), 779 nucleotides. It is a transcript of the gene NDUFB9, whose product is annotated as NADH:ubiquinone oxidoreductase subunit B9. Lineage: Eukaryota; Metazoa; Chordata; Mammalia; Carnivora; Canidae. The coding region runs from base 226 to 693 and encodes 155 amino acids. Gene Ontology annotation, biological process: mitochondrial electron transport, NADH to ubiquinone. The record is from RefSeq and is a predicted model, not a curated record. The transcript has 5 exons.